UAGUAUAAAAUUAAUUCGAACAUAUAUAACCGUCUCCCUCAAUACUCGACCUCUGUUCCCAACUCUGCAGCGACUCCUCCGCCAUGAAUGGCCACGCGAAAGCUCAAAACACAGACGCCUUCCUCCUUAAUUACGACGACAACGAAGUCCGGAUCGCCUCCGAAUUCUUGUCCAAUUGGCUGCCUUUCUUAGCCCGCGGCCUCUGCAAAUCCUGCACGCACACCAUCUCCCACCGAAUCCGAUCUCUCCGUUCAGAACGGGAUGCUACUGUAUCUACACCAAGUAUUGAUGCAAAUCACUGUAAGGAAGAUUUGGGUGACUGCACUGCCGGGAGUGCGAACGGCAAUGCAGAUAACUAUGAUGAUGAUGAUGAUGAUGAUGAUGAUAAUACACAUUCAUUGGGUAGUUGGAAGGAUGAGGCUGAUCGAUUUACAGAACCAUUAAACUCGCCAGCACGACAGACAAGACCUAUGUUGAAAAAGUCCUGGGCGGAUAUGGCUAUGGAGGAUGAGGUUAUGGCAGGAGAAGACAAUUAUGAGAGCAAUGGGCUUGCUGAUGCGAAUGAUUCUUUUCCGGAGGUAACUUCUGUGGCUGAAGCUAAGCCAAAGGUGGCAUUGUCGAGGGAUCAGAGAGAAUGCAUUAGGUUCUAUCGCGUCGAAAGGAAAAAGGACUUUCUAUGUUUGGAAAGGAUCAACGGGAAGCUUGUCAACAUACUGGAGGGGCUGGAGCUACACAAAGCUAUCUUCAGUGCAGCAGAACAGAAGAGGAUUGUCAGUUAUGUUGAACAGCUAGACGAGAUGGGAAAAAAGGGCCAGUUGAAAGCACGCACAUAUACUGCUCCUCAGAAGUGGAUGAGGGGGAAGGGGCGCAUUACUCUUCAAUUUGGUUGCUGUUACAACUAUGCCACAGACAAAAAGGGCAAUCCACCAGGCAUUCUCAAGGCCGAAAUUGUCGAUCCGUUGCCCCAUUUGUUCAAGGUCAUGAUCAAAAGGCUUGUGCGGUGGCAUGUUUUGCCUCCUUCUUGCGUGCCUGAUAGCUGUAUUGUGAAUAUCUACGAAGAAGGGGACUGUAUACCGCCUCAUAUUGAUAAUCAUGAGUUUGUUAGGCCAUUCUGUACAGUCUCAUUUCUUAGCGAGUGUGAUAUACUUUUCGGUUCGAACUUAAAAAUAGUGGGCCCUGGUGAGUUUGAAGGUUCUCAUGCGAUUCCCCUGCCACUUGGAUCUGUUCUUGUAUUAAAAGGAAACGGAGCUGAUGUGGCUAAGCAUUGUGUCCCAGCUGUCCCUUCCAAAAGGAUAUCGAUUACCUUUAGGAGAAUGGAUGACACUAAAAGGCCAAUUGGGUAUACUCCGGAACCAGAUUUGCAAGGGCUUCAACCAUUGAUGGAUGAAGAGGAAAGAUCUAGCAAGGAUAAUGCUUCAAGAGACAGACAUAUUUCGAGAAGGCCAGCAGACGGAGGAGAACCUAUGGUAGUAGAUAGGGGAAGAGGAUUGGCUUCAGAAAAUCCAAAGUCCCGUCAUUCAGGCCGAACAAGACAAGGUCCUCCAUAUAGGAGAAGGCUCCAGUCUAAUCAGGAACAUUGACGAGUUAACGAUAUAUUACAGUUAGUUACUGGAUUUCAAGAGUCUUAAAUAUAUUUCUCAACCUAUCUGUUGAGCAAAGCUUUGCACCAUUCAUCAGGCUCAGAUGAAUAGUUGAAUUCGAACUUACAGAGCUGGCUGGGAUGUAAGAAAACCGGUACAGCUAUUCAAGAGGAAAAUUCAUUGAAGAUUAUUUUUCAAUUUUUUAUACAUUUGCAUGUAUUUGAGAAUGAUCAACCUGUAUAUUUCAUUUUUUGAGUUGGAAUUUUUCAAGGCUGUGUUAGCUUUCAGUAUAAAUGAGUAUUAGUGAUUUUUCAGUAUAAAUGAGUAUUAGCUUUCAGUAUUAGUGUUUGUUGGCUAUGGAUGUUAUGCAUCAAUGUAUGAUACUGCACUAAACAUGCUAAUUAUUGUUCCUCUAUUCAUGAAAAAAGUAAUCUCAUUUUUUUUUA
This is a messenger RNA of Salvia hispanica, 2026 nucleotides long. Its product is annotated as RNA demethylase ALKBH9B-like. Gene Ontology annotation, molecular function: mRNA binding; demethylase activity. Gene Ontology annotation, biological process: mRNA catabolic process. Lineage: Eukaryota; Viridiplantae; Streptophyta; Magnoliopsida; Lamiales; Lamiaceae. The record is from RefSeq and is a predicted model, not a curated record.